Messenger RNA from Terrapene triunguis (Three-toed box turtle), 3246 nucleotides. RefSeq names its product collagen type XIX alpha 1 chain (gene COL19A1). The transcript is spliced from 47 exons. The record is from RefSeq and is a predicted model, not a curated record. Lineage: Eukaryota; Metazoa; Chordata; Testudines; Emydidae. The coding region runs from base 25 to 3246 and encodes 1073 amino acids.
UUUUUCACAUGUGUCCAAGAGGAGAUGAAGCACAUUGGAUUCUGCAUAAUUUGGCUUUGGAUGACAAUUCUCUUCCUCCUUCCUGUUUCAACUUAUAUGGCAGCCACUGACAAGACAGUUACAGUGUGUCCUAUAAUGAGACCAGAUGGACAUCAGCUUAGACAUAUCUACAAAGAAAAUCUUGAUGUUUCAGGUUUUGAUCUAGCAGAAAGCUUUUCUCUGAGACAGGCAUCUUGUGGAGGUGGAAAAACCUGUUUUAAACUGGGAAGCACACCUCUUAUCAGAGACACUCGGCAAGUAUUUCCAAAUGGGCUUCCUGAAGAAUAUUCUUUAAUAGCCACAUUCCGUGUAAGACGAAACACCAGAAAGGAACGGUGGCAUAUAUGGCAAAUUUUAAAUCAGUCUGACACCCCACAGGUGUCUGUCAUAGUUGAUGGUUCAAAAAAAGUUGUGGAAUAUAUAGCCAAAUCUGCUCAGGGAAAUGUGCUACACCACACCUUUAAAAAUCGGGAAAUUUAUCCUCUCUUUGAUCGGCAGUGGCAUAAGCUUGCCAUUAGUAUACAGUCAAGGAUCGUUUCCCUCUAUGUGGAUUGUAACUUAAUUGAGAGAUGGCAGACUGAUCUAAAGGACUCCAUUGACUUUCAAGGAAGGACUUUCAUUGCUGCUCGAGCUGCAGAUGACAAGCCUGUAGAUAUUGAACUUCGCCGCAUAAUAAUUUAUUGUAACCCAAAAUUUGCAGCUCAAGAGACCUGUUGUGAAAUAUCUGAGGGCAUGUGCCCACUGGAGGACAGUUUCAUUACUACUUCUUCGUCACCAAUGACUGUUCAUGUCAGCAAAAUACAUGCUCUUCCAGUAACACAGCAGAAGUCUAAAGACCUAUGCCUCUGCUUUCCAAACAAAGGUGAAGCAGGAUUGCCAGGAGUAGCUGGUUUGCCAGGUCAGAAAGGAGAUAAAGGAGAAAAGGGUGAAGUGGGUGUUAAAGGAGAAAAUGGUGUUUCUGGGCUUCCUGGGGAAAAGGGGGAAGAUGGCUUAGUAGGUGUUCCUGGCCUUCCUGGUUCCAAGGGAGAACGUGGCUUUGAGGGUAAUAAAGGAGAAGAAGGUGAAAAGGGUGAGAAGGGAGAUCAAGGAGAACCGGGACCUGAAGGCAUGCAUGGAAAAGAUGGUUUGCCAGGGCUAGAAGGUCCUCCAGGUCCACCAGGGAAAGAAGGUCAGAGGGGAAGGCGAGGUAAACCGGGACUCCCUGGUAAACCAGGAUCACCAGGACCUCCGGGUGUUGCAGGACAACUAGGAUUACCUGAGGCUGCUGGACAUAAAGGACAAAAGGGAGAAAUUGGUCGGCAAGGAGAAAUGGGCUUAACUGGUGCAAAAGGUGAAAAGGGAGAGUCUUCUGAAAAAGGAGAAAAAGGGGAUCCAGGGGAAAUUGGAAUGAAGGGAUCACAAGGAAUUAAGGGUGAAACAGGAGAUCGUGGUCCUCCUGGACUCACUGGAAAUCCAGGAUCAGAGGGACUGCAAGGUCCUCCAGGACCCAUUGGACCCAGAGGAUAUCCAGGAGAAGUCGGUUUACCGGGAGAGCCUGGGAUACCAGGAAAACCAGGAAUUAAAGGAGAAAAGGGUGAUUCUGGUGGAAUUAUAGGACCUCCUGGACAUCCAGGUCCAAGAGGUGAGACAGGACCCCCUGGGCCAAGUCUGCCUGGGAAACCAGGUCUGGCUGGCACUCCUGGAACCCCAGGUCCACGAGGGCCUAAGGGUGAAAGAGGACUGCCUGGCGUACAAGGGUCCCCUGGAGAGUUGGGGCCACUCGGAAUAGGAAUUCAAGGACCUCCUGGUCCUAAAGGUCCAUUUGGGGAACCAGGUGCCCAGGGCCCUAGAGGACCCCCUGGAUUACCUGGAACUCCAGGUACCCCGGGUGCUGAUGGUAGUCCAGGACCAGAUGGGAAGCCAGGACUUCCUGGUCCUCCAGGUGACCCAAUUGCACUUCCACUUUUGGGAGACGUGGGUGCUUCAUUGAAGGGUGAUACUGGGCCGAGAGGUCCUCCAGGAAUCCCUGGUAGGGAGGGGCCAAAGGGAAGCAAAGGUGAACGUGGAUUUCCUGGACUUUCUGGAGAGAAAGGUGAUGAGGGUCUUCAAGGUAUUCCAGGACUCCCUGGUCUAACAGGACCUAAUGGACCUUCUGGAGCAGUAGGAAGACCUGGACAUCCCGGUCCAGUUGGGGCAAAAGGUGAAAAGGGUAAUGAGGGUUCUCCUGGAAAGCCUGGAUCACCUGGACCUCCAGGUAUGCCUUACAAUGAAAGGAAUGGAAUGAGCAGCUUAUAUAAGCUACAGGGAGGUGUAAGUGUUGCUACUUAUCCUGGUCCGCCGGGCCCUCCUGGUCCAAAAGGUGAUCCUGGCACAAUGGGAGAACCAGGUCCAAUGGGACUACCUGGACUAGAGGGAUUUCCAGGAGAAAAGGGAGAUCAGGGACCUGCUGGUUCACCAGGAGCACCAGGGUUACCAGGAAAGACUGGAUCUCCAGGACCACCGGGAAUGCCAGGGGAACCAGGUGAAAGAGGCCCUGUAGGAGACAUCGGCUUUCCUGGGCCAGAAGGGCAAUCUGGAAUACCAGGAAUAAAUGGAAAAGAUGGAUUGCCAGGACCUCAGGGUCUGAUGGGAAGAGCAGGUGACAGAGGUCCCAAAGGAGAACGUGGAGAUCAAGGUAUUCCAGGGGACAGAGGUCCGCAAGGUGAAAGAGGAAAACCUGGAGAAAACGGGGUUAUAGGACCUGCUGGACCACCAGGAGACAGGGGCUAUCCAGGAUCACCAGGUCAUCAGGGUUCCCCAGGUUCCCCAGGUCUUCCGGCUGACACAAUUUCAUUUGAAGAAAUGAAAAAAUACAUCAAACAAGAGGUUCUUAGGGUUUUUGAAGAGAGGAUGGCUCAGUUUGUAUCCCAACUGAAGCUGCCAGCUGCAAUGUUAGCUUCCCACGGUCAUGGGAAACCAGGUCCACCAGGAAAAGAUGGAUUACCAGGGCCACCAGGAGAACCUGGACCUCAAGGUUACAGAGGACAGAAGGGGGAAAGAGGUGAGCCUGGUAUUGGACUCCCAGGUAAUCCUGGUCCACCUGGCCCUUCAGCCACUGGUGUGCCAGGCCUCCCAGGCACUCCAGGAUCACCAGGUCCCCAGGGGCCUUCAGGGCCGAGCGGAAGGUGCAACCCAGCAGAUUGUUACUAUCACGUAUCUCAGGCUCGACAGCGUGCCAGUGGGAAAUAA